CAAAAAACUAUUGAGCUUAUGACAACACUAAAUCAGUGCCUAAUAUUAGCCAGCAUGAAUGAAAUAUUUUCAUAUUGUUUAUGCAGCUUCUUCAAAUGCUGGAUGCAGACACUUAUUCGUAUUUCAUUAUACCAUAAUUAAUGGCUUAUAAGACACAUGGACUCAAUAAGACGCACCUCAGUUUGGGCAGGCAUAAAAAAAAAAAAAAAAAGGUAAGUAAACAGGUUUAAGCUCUGAAUAUGAAGUGGAGGGUUUCACCUGACAUUUGAAGCCCUCUUAUAUGUAUUCAGAUCCUUAUUAGAUCUCAAUAUUUUACAUUUAAAAAACCUUAAUAUUUGCUAGGACCUACCAACACUAGUACUUAGACUAAUCCUGCUGUGAGAUGUAAACAAAUGUGGCAUAGACAGUGACAUUGUCAGAGGCCAGAUUGUAAUAAAGUUUGUACAUCACAUUUUUUUAUCAUCAUUCUACAAAUGAUCCUAGUUGUAUAUUUUAGUACAUUUUCAAAGCAUAAGGAUGUGUGAAAACAGAUUCACCUUAUUCUCUACAAUGUAUUUUUAUUUGAAAUAUUCAGUACAAACCAUCACCAUGAGUCGCCCUACUUCAUGACACUCUCUUCACUUAUAAAAUCUUUUAUUUUGUUAGGUAGUAAGCUAUUUUUAAGAAUGCAAUAGUUUCUCAUUAGCUUCAAGUUUUGUUGAACAUGUAUGCAAGGUAAGAAUCUUAAAAGAUAGGUACAAUUCCAGUUGUAUGGAGGUGUGUCUUACCUCAAGGAAUAAUGGCAUCAUACUAAGAAACGCAGUGAAUCCUGCAAUUGUCACCAGGUUUGGUUUGCAACCAACUGCAAGUUUGUUUUGGUACAUGAAAUGUAAGAGUCAUCACCUAAUUUCUUCCUGACUGGUGUUAUUUUAUGUGAAUUACUAGCCAUCACUAGCAGACCUCUUGGGUGGUUUCCAAGACCCCAGCUUGGCCUUCAAGACACUUAACCAUACCAGGGUCUUCCUCCAGCAGCUCACCAGAAUAUAACUGGAUAACUUGCCUGCUGCCAGCACCUCCAGGCCUCUAGAGGUUGUGGCACCACAGCCUGCACAGCCCCUCAAAUCCCCAACAAGAACAAGAACACAACAGGGUAGUGGGAGUGAUGGCUUCAAGACACACUGCCACUGUACAGGGCAGCUGUUACUCUUGUACAUCAUGUGCUGCUUACAAGACUGUGCCUAAAAAUCUGAGAGGAAAAAGUAAAAGCUCACAGGACUGGUUGACGAGACAGCUAAAUGACCCUUAUGUGAAGUUGACCAAGCAACAUCAGCGCAGGCAUUGUCCAUGAUGCUUCCUUUGUUGUGGUUCCAUCAUGGCAGGCAUGGAAGUGCCUCUCACUGCAUCACCGCCUCAUGAUCAUUGAGAGCAUGGACACAGACACUGAGGCCCUAGUGGGUACGUGGACCUCCUCAAUGGACAGAUGGACAGAGGCUGGUGUGCUGGCUACAUGUAUCAGGAGCAAAUCUCAACCUUCUUCUCCGUUGUGGCAUCAGGGAUGACAUAUGAGAUGGCCAUGACCAGCAUGCCCCUUCAGGUGCUGCGUCUGCACCUGCCACACAGUCCAUCCUCUGAGGCCGUUGUCCUGCUCAUCUUCCCAAAGCCUCAGCGUUAUGACACCUAUGUGGAUGGUGUCUUUGUUCCCCCAGCCAACCUCAACACCUCUGCAGCCGGCUACAAGCUGUUGCCUGAGAACCCCACCCAUCCUCAGGCUUUCCUUCCCAUGUUGGACAAUGCAAUGGGGACCAGCUUCUUCCAGCGCAGUGCUAAGUUGGUCCAUGUGGUGCUGUGCGAAGGCCACAUCCUUGACAUCAAGACCACACCCAUGAUCACCCUCACCAGUGGCCUCAUGGUGAAGGAAGAUGAGUUUUAUGAGCAGAACGUGGUGUUGAAUCUGGCCAGCCUGUUUGAGGUAUCCCCAGACAACAUCAGGGUCAUCAGUGUUAUGCAGGAGCUCUCCAAGAGACAGCAGGGAAGGCUGGAGGCUGAAGUGGCCAGCGCUCACACUACAAGCCUGAAUGGUGAGGAGGAGGAGGGAGCAAUUGGUGGGGAGGUGAUUCCCUACAAGAAGCUGGUGCAGAGUCUUGAGAAGGCCGUCAAUAGAUUCCAGGAUGGAUCAUGCAGCAACUGUGCCUCUCUCUCUUGGUGAGUGACCCCAUUGAGCCACCACCCAAGGAAGCCCCUCCAAAGGCCACAGAGGAGGAAGGCAGUGUUGUCAUUCUGGAUGCCAAGCUGUUCUACAAGCAGCAGGAGAAGGAGGUGGCAGAGAAGAUCAAGGAAAG
Messenger RNA from Scylla paramamosain (green mud crab), 2318 nucleotides. RefSeq lists its product as uncharacterized. The transcript has 8 exons. Bases 1460 to 2185 code for a protein of 241 amino acids. The record is from RefSeq and is a predicted model, not a curated record. Lineage: Eukaryota; Metazoa; Arthropoda; Malacostraca; Decapoda; Portunidae.